CCAAAAGAAAAAAUCGGCGGUCGUACCCUGUACUAGGGUUUGCUUUUCCGGCGACAACCUUGGUUGUCUGGCCCGAUCGGCUGUGGUAGGUCAGUUCUUCGGCAGGAGGGAGGUGAACAGGUGCGCUUGGUUGGGGAUCCGGCUGGUGCAGGGUUGUGUCGAAGGUGAGCGCGGGUUCUACGAUCGCAAUAGGGGAGUGCUUUGGUGCAUUGCGACUCAAUUAUCGCUCCUCUCGUUUCGAUUCCAGAUAUGAUUCUCGAGGAAGAGAAGAGGGGGAUCGCUAUCGGUUCGGAUGGAGACGGCACAGGGGUGAUCGAUGAAGAAGAAGAAGAAGAAGAGGUGGCCGAAUUGAAGAAAAACUGCUUUGGUGCGUCAGGAAUCGUAGCAAUGGUCCGGCCUCUUCCUGAACCACCGCCAGGGAUUGAACAAGGGCCGCCGCCAUUGCAUAUCGGUCAAAGUCAAACAGACGUGUUUCGGGAUCGUCGUACAAAGUCUUUGCUCGACCAAUUGGAGAAGAAGCCACCCGUUGGAGAUGGUAUGAUCCUUGACAAUGAAGAGGAUCAAGAUGGCAAGUUGGACCUUAAUCUCAAACUUUAAGAAGUUAAUUAUUAGUUUCUUUAUUUUGAUUUAUUAAGAUUUUUUUUAUCUUUUUUUAUCUUUUUUUUUACUCUAUGGGGGCUCUGGAGGAGGGUGGCUGAGGGGCCUGUAGUAACCAGGGCUGAAACUCACUCCAUUGAGUUUCGAACCCGAGACCUCCCGUAAAGGAGAAUGAAUCGGCAAUUAGAUGGGCUGAAUUGCUUCCUCGAUUUAUUAAGAUAAAUGUUUAGUUUACUUCUUUUUUUAUGAUUCUAUUUUAUUUGAGGCUAAAGGGUGUGCUUAAAACAUACCUAUAUAGUCUUGUUUAGCUUUUGAAUAUCGGUAUUAAUUAUAUAUCAUGGUUCAAUUGUGUGAUGUGGU
Cuscuta epithymum is the source of this 957-nucleotide messenger RNA. NCBI's taxonomy places the organism in Eukaryota, Viridiplantae, Streptophyta, Magnoliopsida, Solanales, Convolvulaceae. The record is from the annotation of a GenBank genome assembly.